Messenger RNA from Rotaria sp. Silwood1, 2763 nucleotides. The record is from the annotation of a GenBank genome assembly. Lineage: Eukaryota; Metazoa; Rotifera; Eurotatoria; Philodinida; Philodinidae.
AUGAAUCAUCAGUCCGUAUGUAUCAAUGGAAAAAUAAUUCAAGUUUGUACUUAUUCGAUCAAUAAUGUUGUUUGUGUUCGAUUUCAAGAUAUUCUUCGAUUUGCUCCUAAUGCUACUGCUCUCUUUUUUGAUGAAAAAGAAUUAAAACAAGUACCAUUUUUGGCCGAUAGAAAUGGAAGAAAUCUUCCACCAUUACGCAUCAAGUUUUAUUCACAGCGAACACUCUAUUGUCAUAGUCCUACGUUGAUAAAUGAAGAUUUGACAAUAACAUUGAAUGAUAUUCGAGAAGUACAACAGCCAAUACUAAGAAAUAUCGAUAAAAUAAUUGAUAAUAUGGAAUUAAUUCGUCGUCAAAUGUAUGAAUUAGCUGAAUGUCGAAUUCCAUGUAUGUUCAUUAUCUUGCCUCUAAAAUUAAAAGGAACCGAUCGAUGGAAACCCUUUAAUUGGUUACGUAACAUAUUUUGUCUCUAUUUUUUAUGUGAAUAUGGUGACAAUCGGAUACAUUUUGCACUACACGACGGUUAUCGAAUCAAACAACCUAAAGCUUUCUUUAUGAAAUAUGGUCAACAUUUGAUUACUGUCAUUCGUAUUGUACAAAGUGCACUCGUAGCUGGAAGUUUUCUAAUUCCUGCUCUUGGUUAUAUCGGACAGAAUAUCGAAAUACCUGAAUUUCUUCAAGAUCGAGAAUUCUGGAGUACGUUAAAUGACAAUCUAAAGAUAGUAAGCGAGAAUUUGGAAACGACUAUAGGAAAAUCAUUCGAUGAUAUUAAUAUAGAUAAUGCCGAGAGAUACUAUCGAAAAGCAUCGUUUGGAGCUGAAAUGCGUGAAUUAGAACAAUAUAUUAAACGAGUUGAUAAUUGUCAAACAUUAGGUAAUCUAUAUCGAUAUGUUGACAUGAAUGGACAUGUAAGAUGGGUAUGUAAAUAUCAUUAUGAUAAUAAUCAAACACAACAUCAAACUAAAAUAUUUAUCGAACAUUUUCUUCAAUGGGGUGGAUUGUUCGAAGAACAGACAGCAAAUGCUGAAGUGAGAUUAUUAUUAGAAUCCAAAAACACUGAUACUUUGAUUAAAUUAUUGGAAUAUGGUCCGAUCAAUAUUGAUCGACUUCUAAUACAUAAAUGUAUAUUGAAUGAAAAGGAACUUGAACUGUUCAUCAAUAAAGUUAAACAUGCAUUCAUUAAACAACUCGAAUUCAUACAACUUAAUAUUGAAACACGUCUAGGACGAAAGAAACCAAGUGCAAUAAUACAAAUAUUAGAAAAUUUGAUUGAAAAAUCACGUUUAUUGACUUUGAUCUAUCAUCAUGUAGCUUGUCUUAAUGUAAAUAAUAUUUCUUUAAUGAUUCAAGCAAUUGAAACUGGAAAAAAUUCGAAUUUUAUUGUUCAUUUAUCAUUAAUUGAAAAUGAUCAUCAUAUAAUACUUACAGAACAUCGUUUAGAUAUUUCCAUAACAAAUCUUAAAGAAAAUAUUCUAAUAUCAAUUAUUGAAGCAUUAAAAAAAAAUAAAAAUAUACGAGAAUUAUUUUUCAUCAAUUGUAAAAUUGGUUUAAAUGGCAUUCAACAUCUUGCUAAUUAUAUUUGUUCAACUAAAACAAUUGAAUUUUUAGAUUUAACUAAUAAUAAUUUAACUGAUGAAUGCAUUACUAUACUUUAUAAUGCAUUAUAUAAAAACAAUGUAUUAAAAUAUUUAAUACUUAAACAAAAUCAUAUUGGCGAAAUUGGAGUAAAACUUCUAGGAUCACUUAAAUCACUCUUAACUUUAAAUCUUGAUCUAAAUAAAAUUGAUAAUAAUGGACUUAAAGCAUUUUCAGAUGAUUUUAUCAAUAAUUCAAAAUUACAAAAUUUAUCAUUGGCUAAAAAUCAAUUCAAUGAUCAUGGAAUAGUUGAAUUAUGUAGAAUUCUUGAAAAGAAUACAAAUAUAACUUAUCUCAAUCUAUCUGAUAAUAAUCUAACAGCCGAUGUCUGUAAUAGUAUUGCUAUACUUUUAAGAGAAAAUCAUACACUUACAACUCUUAAUCUAAGUUUGAAUUAUCUAGGUGAUCAAGGUUUACUUAUAUUAAUUUCAGCUUUUGAAUUCAAAGAUAUUUAUUUAACUGAAAUUAAUAUAAGUGAAAAUAAUCUUUCUGAUAUAAGUAUUAUUAAAUUAAUUGAUACACUUGAUAAUAAUAUAUUUUUAACACAUAUCACAUGUGGAAUGAAUAAAAUUGGUAUAAAAAGUAUUGAAGCAUUUCAACAUUUAUUUUUAAACAAUAAUAUUAUUACUCAUUUAUCACUUCGUUGUUGUCAAUCAUCUCUAUUUGAAUUUGAACAAUUAAUUAAAAUACUUGCAUUAAAUAAUAAUACAUUAACUCAUCUUGAUUUAGGUUUAAAUGAAUUAUCUGAUAAUUGUAUCUAUUGGCUUGGUUGUAUGCAAAAUUUACAUGGACUUGAUCUUACUAAUACUUAUAUUAAAGAAUAUCAAUUACAAUUAUUUAUUGAACAAUUAUUAAAAUAUUCAUCAAAAUUAAUUAAAUUUAAUUUAUCACAUAAUAGAUUAAUAAAUAUGAAAUUUAUAAUUGAUCUUAUUCAAAAAAUAAAUACAUUACGAAUAAUUGAUCUUAGUUCAAAUCGAUUUACUGAUUUUUAUAUUUCAUCUCUACUAGAAUAUUUAUAUGGAACAAAGAUUAUUACUUUACAAUACUUGAAUAUUCAUAAUAAUCGUUUUAGUCCAGAAGGUAUUCAACGCUUACGAGAAAAUAUCAUUUCAGUUGAAUUAAUUCUAUGA